GGGAUAAAGCUGACGGCAGUUACUUCCAUCAGAGGGAAGUUAAAGAUUCAAGACAAGGUAUUUCCACCUAAGAUAGUCGAGCAAAAAAGAAGAGCUGAAAAGGGAAUAGUUCAGUUGCUUGCAAUCAAGAACUAUAGAUCAAAAGGAGAAUCUUGAAAAGGCAUACAUCUUACAUACUCUUGAAGCAAACCAUAUACUACCACUAUACAUAGAAAGAAAGAAAAUAUUGAUAAACAAACAAGUGUGACUAAAGAGGCAGAGGGGGUUUCCCAGCCAUGGAAGAAAUGGUGGUGGAAGCUCUCCUCUUUGGUGAUAGACAAGCACAGCUCCUUGCUGCAAGACAACUUGCUCAAUUUUCCACCAAGCAAAGGCACAACAUCGCCCAAAAAGGCAUAGUUCCUCCAUUGAUUUUGAUGCUGAGUACUAGUGAUUAUGAAGCCAUUGAAGCUGCACUUUUUGCUCUGCUUAGUAUAGCAUUUCGCAGUGAAAGGUUGGCCCCAUGCGCAUACUUCAUUCAACUGUCUGUUACGACAGAAAUACUCAUAGCAAAAUCAGGGGCUAUAGCAGUGUUAUUAGAUGUGCUUCAAUGCGAAAACAGAUUCUUAGUAGAGCUAGGAGUAGCAUCUCUCUUGACCCUCUCUUCUUGUGCUUCAAAUAAGCUGGCAAUUGCCGCGUCUGGGGCUAUCUCACUUCUACUUGAAUUGUUGAAUUCACAAUCCAACAACAGCAUGAGCUUGCAGGCUAAUUUGGACAUCUUGUCAACACUUCACAAUCUUUCAACUUGCCAUCAGGUCAUCCCUUCCAUUGUUUCAUAUGGUGGGGUAGCUACCUCGCUCGGGCUAAUCAACCUCGCCCCAGAGUUGGUGACGGAAAAAGCUGUGGCGUUGUUGGAGAAUCUUGUUUCUUCAUCAAGAAUUGCACUAGAGGAAGCCGCAGGAACAGCGGGAGCAAUCCAGUGUUUGGUGGAGGCCAUGGAGGAAGGUUCAAGACAAUGUAAAGAACAUGCAGUGGCUAUUCUACUCCAAGUAUGUGAUAGCUGCAGAGACAGAUACAGAGGGAUGAUCUUAAGGGAAGGGGCGAUGGCGGCGCUACUUCAGUUGAGCGUUGAUGGGACAAAGAGAGCCAGAGACAAUGCUAAAAGACUGGUUUUGCUUCUAAGAGACUGUUCAAAUUGCAGCCAAACGACUGAACAGCCGAAGAAUAUUGUGUUAAUGGAACAGAUUAUGAGACAGAUUGAGCAAGGAGUAGGAGAGACAGCAGGGAUGUCAGUAGCUGUUUUGGAGGAAAUGAUUUCAAAACUUAGAACAUGACAUUUUCAUGGGAUUGACGUUCUAGUUGUGUUGAUAGUUGCAAUAAAAUUCAUUUUCUUUCAGAGUUUUGGAAGGGGGGACCAUGACCAAUCUUGUAUGAUAUAUUUUAUCAUAAUAUUUGUACAUAAACUUGGGCUUUAGAUUAGUUUCUUGGCAUGGUAUCAUUUUAUCCA
Lycium ferocissimum is the source of this 1483-nucleotide messenger RNA. RefSeq names its product U-box domain-containing protein 4. Gene Ontology annotation, cellular component: nucleus; cytoplasm. The record is from RefSeq and is a predicted model, not a curated record. Gene Ontology annotation, molecular function: protein binding. The transcript has 3 exons. NCBI's taxonomy places the organism in Eukaryota, Viridiplantae, Streptophyta, Magnoliopsida, Solanales, Solanaceae. Bases 276 to 1310 code for a protein of 344 amino acids.